GAGGUCAUCAUGAUUACUGGGACAGGAUGUUUGUGUGUGACUCUACUGCUUCUCCUGCACAGAGCAGACUCUGAAAGGUUUGAGGUUCUUGGUCCGACUCGUGCCAUUGUUGCUGUGGCUGGUGAUGACAUCAUUCUGCCCUGUUACAUCAAACCCAACAUCACCGCUGAGGACAUGAGAGUUGAAUGGUUCAGAGUCAACCUCCCAGGCCCUCAGUCAAACAUCCGCGUCCAUCUCUACCAAGACGGCAGAGACAAAUACCAUGGUCAGAUCCGCUCCUACGAGGGAAGGACAUCAUUGUUUAAAGAGGAACUGAAGAAGGGCAACACCUCUUUGAAACUGACCAGGGUACAAGGCAUUGAUGAUGGACGUUACAAAUGUCUUGUUCAGUCUACGACCCAUUAUGAUGAUGCCACUGUUCAAGUCUACGUAAUAGCAAUAGGAUCCAAGCCAGAGGUUUCCAUUGAGGGACAGAAAGAAGGAGGGAUGGAUCUGCUGUGUGUAUCUAAAGGCUGGUUCCCUGAGCCUGAGUUGGAGUGGCUGGACAGUAAAGGGGUCACUCUGUCUGCUGGACUGUCAGAGACAGACAGGGACUAUGAGGGAUUCUACAUAGUCAAACUAAAGACCACCGUAAAGGAGACUGACACCAACGUCUUUACCUGCAGACUGAGACAGAGGCAGCUCAGUGAGCAGAUCAACAUGGAGACAGAGUUUCACAUCUCUAAUGCAUCCAAAGCUGAACACAGUCAAGAGAUAGAUGCAUCCCAAGCUGAACACAGUCAAGAGAUAGAGCAAGUUACAAUUGAACACAGCCUUCAGUUGCAGAAAGAUCAAGAUCGCAACACUCAUAAGCUGAAACUUGAAGACAUCAGAAGACAUGCAGUGGAUGUGACUCUAGACCCUGAUACAGCACAUCCUGACCUCAUCCUGUCUGAAGACGGGAAACAAGUUAGAUGUGGAGACAUAGAACAGAAUCUCCCUGACAACCCAGAGAGGUUUGAUACUGUUCCCUGUAUCCUGGGAAAGGAGGGCUUCUCCUCAGGGAGAUUCUACUAUGAGGUGCAGGUGAAGGGGAAGACUGGGUGGAUUUUAGGAGUGGUCAGAGAGUCCAUCAACAGGAAGGAGAAGAUUGACCUGAACCCUGAGGAUGGAUGCUGGACUGUGUUUCUGAGGGAUGGAGAGUACAAUGUUUUCACUGGUCCCUCUGUCAUCCUCUCCCUGAGAGAGAAGCCUCAGAAGGUGGGGGUAUUUGUGGAUUAUGAGGAGGGUCGGGUCUCCUUCUACAAUGUGGAGGCCAGGUCUCAUAUCUACUCCUUCACUGACUACACCUUCACUGAGAAACUCUAUCCAUUAUUUUAUUGUGGUACUAUUGAUAACUCAGACCCACUGGUCAUCACUCCUGUAGAUGUCACUGACUGACUGUUUUAUACCAAACAUUGAAAUACUGUUAAUGUGUGUGCGUGUGCAAGUGUGUGUGUUAUGGGAUUUUGAUGAAUAAUGACUAAAUUAUGUAUACAUUUAGCUUAAAACUAUAACUAAACAGAAUACUACUAUGUUACUGUAGGGAUGUAUGAACAUUAUUCUAAUCAUAGUGCUGAAUAUAAUGUGUGUAAUUUUAAUCAAUAAUUAAAAUAAGGACUGUCUGUUCCUUGUUAGAAACGAAUGGAGUUAUCAUCAGACAGGCUGGAAUGCUGUGUUCAUAACAGGACAUUCUGUCUCUACCCAGGGAGGGGAGAGACCUUGGGCUGGUCAUAGAUUGUUUAACAGGUGGCAGACAAUGUUAGAAGGCUUGUGAAACUGUAUGACCAUUGUAUCUGAGAGGAGGAAGGACAUUUUAAAACCUAUGACGUCAUUAUUAU
This is a messenger RNA of Salvelinus namaycush (lake trout), 1859 nucleotides long. Its product is annotated as butyrophilin subfamily 1 member A1-like. The coding region runs from base 10 to 1419 and encodes 469 amino acids. The record is from RefSeq and is a predicted model, not a curated record. The transcript has 9 exons. Lineage: Eukaryota; Metazoa; Chordata; Actinopteri; Salmoniformes; Salmonidae. Gene Ontology annotation, molecular function: protein binding.